Limulus polyphemus (Atlantic horseshoe crab) is the source of this 775-nucleotide messenger RNA. It is a transcript of the gene GatC, whose product is annotated as glutamyl-tRNA(Gln) amidotransferase subunit C, mitochondrial-like. Lineage: Eukaryota; Metazoa; Arthropoda; Merostomata; Xiphosura; Limulidae. The coding region runs from base 117 to 590 and encodes 157 amino acids. The transcript is spliced from 5 exons. Gene Ontology annotation, biological process: regulation of translational fidelity; glutaminyl-tRNAGln biosynthesis via transamidation; mitochondrial translation. Gene Ontology annotation, cellular component: glutamyl-tRNA(Gln) amidotransferase complex; mitochondrion. The record is from RefSeq and is a predicted model, not a curated record. Gene Ontology annotation, molecular function: glutaminyl-tRNA synthase (glutamine-hydrolyzing) activity.
GCAGUAUUUCCUUUAUGUUUAGGGUGAGACAGAUGUAGAGAAGUGCACUUGCUGAAGUUUAUGUUUACAACUUAACUUUAUCUAACUGUUAUAUGGUUUUGAGUUAAAUAACGGCCAUGAUAAUUAGAUUCAUUUUACGCAAUGUAUACAGAAAUAUCUACAUAAAUCAGUUUAAAGCAUCUUUGGCUUUCAGUUCAAAUGCGAUAGAAUUAGGAAAAAUGAAACAAACUAAGAUUGAUCGUCAAACAAUUGAACACCUGGAGAGGCUAGCUUUAGUAGAUUUUGCCAACCAAGCAGGAAUUCGGAGUCUGGAAGAAGCUAUAGAAUUUGCCGACCAGCUCUCGGCUGUGGAUACAGAAGGUGUUGAACCGAUGAUCACAGUGCUAGAGGACAGAACUCUUUAUCUUCAAGAUGAUGUAGUUACUGAAGGAAGCUGUAAAAGUGAAGUUAUGAGAAAUGCAGUAAAAACAGAAGAAAGCUACUUUGUUUCCCCUCCAGGAAACAUACCUCUUCCACCUAAAACAAACUGGUAUGAUGAAGACAAUGCCUUUGGGAAAGACAGAGAUUCUGGAAAACUGUGCAAUACAUAAAAAUAGACUAGCAAAUCAAAAAUCCCUUUCAGUAACAUCUGUCCCAGUACAACUUUUGUUGUGAAUACUAACCUGCAACAGUGCUACCAUGAGUAUCCAUGCUCCAUUACCCUAAGAACUUUGGUUUCAGUAUCACUUUGCAACGAUAGGGAACAAAUAUUAGUAGUGUUGUACUCUUCUAAUAA